Molecule: messenger RNA, 1369 nt
Organism: Apodemus sylvaticus (European woodmouse)
Lineage: Eukaryota; Metazoa; Chordata; Mammalia; Rodentia; Muridae
Gene: Gabra1
Product: gamma-aminobutyric acid type A receptor subunit alpha1
Exons: 9
Coding region: 2-1369 (455 amino acids)
Biological process (GO): monoatomic ion transmembrane transport; gamma-aminobutyric acid signaling pathway; signal transduction
Cellular component (GO): GABA-A receptor complex; synapse; dendrite membrane
Molecular function (GO): GABA-gated chloride ion channel activity; GABA-A receptor activity; benzodiazepine receptor activity
Source: RefSeq, a predicted model, not a curated record
GAUGAAGAAAAGUCGGGGUCUCUCCGACUAUCUUUGGGCCUGGACCCUUAUUCUGAGCACCCUGUCGGGAAGAAGCUAUGGGCAGCCCUCCCAAGAUGAACUUAAAGACAACACCACUGUCUUCACAAGGAUUUUGGACCGACUGCUGGACGGUUAUGAUAAUCGUCUGAGACCAGGUUUGGGAGAGCGUGUAACUGAAGUGAAGACUGACAUCUUCGUCACCAGUUUCGGACCAGUUUCAGACCACGAUAUGGAAUAUACAAUAGAUGUGUUUUUCCGGCAAAGUUGGAAAGAUGAAAGAUUAAAAUUCAAAGGACCCAUGACAGUGCUCCGGCUAAACAACCUCAUGGCAAGUAAAAUCUGGACUCCAGAUACAUUUUUCCACAAUGGAAAGAAGUCUGUGGCCCACAACAUGACCAUGCCUAAUAAACUCCUGCGUAUCACAGAGGAUGGCACCCUGCUGUACACCAUGAGGUUGACCGUGAGAGCUGAAUGCCCAAUGCACUUGGAAGAUUUCCCUAUGGAUGCCCAUGCCUGCCCACUAAAAUUUGGAAGCUAUGCUUAUACAAGAGCAGAAGUUGUCUAUGAGUGGACUAGAGAGCCAGCCCGCUCAGUGGUUGUGGCAGAAGAUGGGUCACGUUUAAACCAGUAUGACCUUCUUGGACAAACAGUUGACUCUGGAAUUGUUCAGUCCAGUACAGGAGAAUAUGUGGUUAUGACGACUCACUUUCACUUGAAGAGAAAAAUCGGCUACUUUGUUAUUCAAACAUAUCUGCCGUGCAUAAUGACCGUUAUUCUCUCCCAAGUCUCCUUCUGGCUCAACAGAGAGUCAGUACCAGCAAGAACUGUCUUUGGAGUGACAACUGUUCUGACCAUGACAACCUUGAGUAUCAGUGCCAGAAACUCCCUCCCGAAGGUGGCUUAUGCUACAGCCAUGGACUGGUUUAUUGCAGUAUGCUACGCCUUUGUUUUCUCAGCUCUGAUUGAGUUUGCCACAGUAAACUAUUUCACCAAGAGAGGGUAUGCAUGGGAUGGCAAAAGCGUGGUUCCAGAAAAGCCAAAGAAAGUGAAGGAUCCUCUCAUUAAGAAAAACAACACAUAUGCUCCUACGGCAACCAGCUAUACCCCUAACUUAGCCAGGGGUGACCCCGGCUUGGCAACUAUUGCUAAAAGUGCGACCAUAGAACCGAAAGAAGUCAAGCCUGAGACAAAACCGCCAGAAUCCAAGAAAACCUUUAACAGUGUCAGCAAAAUCGACCGACUGUCAAGAAUAGCCUUCCCGCUGCUAUUUGGAAUCUUUAACUUAGUCUAUUGGGCCACGUAUUUAAACAGAGAGCCUCAGCUAAAAGCCCCCACACCCCAUCAAUAG